AACAAUGUUACUAGGUAGUUCCAACAUGGAACUUUUGAAGUUCAAAGGAUGUUAUAAAUACUUUUACCAACGUUGUAACUCAUCCCUUUUUUCACUUUUAAUAACUUACUUACCUAUCUCCUACAUAUGUAAUACCCGUCUCCUCAACUCGCUGUUUGGAAUGGCUUUUCGUAAUUCAUUAGCGAGGAUAUCUUAUAUUUCUACAAGAUAUACUUCUCGAAGCUUGUCAGGCCGCUCGAGUGCACUGUCACCAACCUUGGCGCCUCUCUUACCCUUAACGAAUAGGUCUUGUAUGUCGCUACCCUUCACAUCCAAUUCCGCCUUUUCAACUACAAAUCAGAACAUGCAGCCUCCAGCCAACAAAAAUACAGAAGUAGCUUCGCCUCAAAACAAUGCCGAAUCCUAUACCACUGCGUUUGCCCUGUUUGAGGCACUCUGGGAAGCCGACAUCACGGCAUGUUUCGUCAAUGUUGGCUCCGAUCACCCCUCCAUAAUUGAGGCUAUCGUUAAAGGCAAGCGAGAGCGGCCCAACUCUUGGCCUAGGAUGAUCACAUGUCCUUCCGAAAUCACUGCAAUUUCGAUGGCCGAUGGCUAUGCUCGGGUUACGGGACGCCCCCAAGCCGUCCUGGUACAUGUCGACGUGGGUACACAGGCUCUCGGCCAAGGUGUUCAUAAUGCCAGUGUCGGACGUGCCCCGGUAUUCAUCUUCGCCGGCCUGUGUCCGUAUACAGAGUCAGGUGAGCUUACCGGCUCGAGGACAGAGUAUAUGCACUGGUUGCAGGAAGCGCCAGACCAAAAGGCCAUCGUGCGACAGUACUGUAGGUAUGUAGGUGAAGUUCGCACGGGGCUAAAUAUCAAACAGACAAUCGGGCGCGCACUCCAAUUCGCAAGUAGCACUCCUAAAGGCCCAGUAUACGUCGCGGCCGCGCGAGAGGUUUUGGCACAAGAUAUUGAGCCAUACUCAUUAGAACAAGCACAAUGGAUGCCAAUUGGUCCCAGUGCGCUUCCAGUGGACGCGAUUCACGAUAUUGCCACCGCGCUCGUAGAAGCCGAACGCCCGCUCAUUAUCACAGGGUACUCUGGCCGCGAUCGCCGAACACCAGAGCUUCUAGUGGCCCUGGCCGAUCUCAUUCCCGGGAUACGCGUCCACGAUACCGGCGGCAGUGACCUGUGCUUCCCCUCCUCGCACAUCGCAUCCGAGGGCUUCCGUCUCAGCUUCGAUGACUGCACCAAAGACGCCGACGUGGUCUUCCUCCUCGACUGCGACGUCCCCUGGAUCCCGUCUCGGAACCCUCCCCCGAAGACUGCCAAGAUAUAUCACGUAGAUUGUGAUCCACUAAACCAGCAGAUCCCCGUUUCCUUCUUCCCCGCCCACGGACGCUGGAAAGCGGAGAGCUUUACCGCGCUGACGCAGCUGGUCGACUAUAUCAAGCACGACGCCUCGCUUCGAGUAAAGCUCCGAGAUCCCAAGUACGUUACGCGCGGAGAAACCCGCGCCAAGGCCCACGAGGCCCGCCUGGCCAGCAUUACUUCGCAACCUCGCUUGAGCGACGACGCACCGCUGGACGCCCACAACAUCGGCAGCCUCCUCAAAACCUUACUCCCGGACUCAACGACCUUCGUCGUCGAGGCCGUCACUGCCGCGCAGGGGAUAUCCGACCAGCUGCAGCUAGACCGCCCAGGGAGCUGGAUCAACUGCGGAGGAACCGGAAUCGGGUGGAGCAAUGGCGCGGCGCUAGGCGUGAAGAUGGCGCUCGCGGAUCUGGAAAGGGGCGGAGGGGGGAAGCCGAGCCUGGUGUGCCAUAUAGUCGGGGACGGGAGCUUCAUGUGCGCGGCGCCGUCUAGUGCGCUAUGGGUCGCGAGCAAGUACAAGAUUCCAGUUUUGACGAUUGUGUUGAACAAUGGGGGCUGGAAAGCCCCUCGGAAUUCGACGCAGCUCGUAUACCCCAACGGCCUAAACAGCUCGGCAACCGACGACGAGAUCAAUAUCUCUUUCCGCCCGACGCCGAACUAUGCUGCUCUGGCGGAGGCGGCGGCGGGGUCGGAGGUGGGUUGGGGAAAUGCGGAUGAUACGAAGGGGUGGAUGAAGGGUGUGCGAGCCAAAACGGUUGGAGAUUUUAAGGAGGCUCUUCAGAAGGCAGCUGUAAGGGUUGCUGAUGAGGGCAAAGGAAUGCUAGUCGAGAUUUUGAUGUAGACGUAAUAUCUACAUCACCAGGUAGGCAACUAAGUAUGAGGUAACCUUGGAAAUUAGGCACUGACAUUAAUGCCACCUAAUAUUGAAAGUUCUACGCGAUUAAGAUCUAGUAUAAAUGAUUACUACCUGCAUAUACUCAA
This is a messenger RNA of Hypoxylon fragiforme, 2334 nucleotides long. RefSeq names its product putative thiamine pyrophosphate enzyme. Gene Ontology annotation, molecular function: acetolactate synthase activity; thiamine pyrophosphate binding; flavin adenine dinucleotide binding. The coding region runs from base 5 to 2194 and encodes 729 amino acids. Gene Ontology annotation, cellular component: mitochondrion; acetolactate synthase complex. NCBI's taxonomy places the organism in Eukaryota, Fungi, Ascomycota, Sordariomycetes, Xylariales, Hypoxylaceae. Gene Ontology annotation, biological process: L-valine biosynthetic process. The record is from RefSeq and is a predicted model, not a curated record. The transcript has 4 exons.